This is a messenger RNA of Galendromus occidentalis (western predatory mite), 2568 nucleotides long. It is a transcript of the gene Suv3, whose product is annotated as Suv3 RNA helicase. Gene Ontology annotation, biological process: mitochondrial RNA 3'-end processing. The transcript has 3 exons. Gene Ontology annotation, cellular component: mitochondrial degradosome. Lineage: Eukaryota; Metazoa; Arthropoda; Arachnida; Mesostigmata; Phytoseiidae. The record is from RefSeq and is a predicted model, not a curated record. The coding region runs from base 192 to 2336 and encodes 714 amino acids. Gene Ontology annotation, molecular function: ATP binding; hydrolase activity, acting on acid anhydrides; RNA helicase activity.
ACGUUCAAAAAUCGAAGCGGCAUUCUUUUAUGCACAGAGUGAACUCACCAUUGUCGGACAUGUUGUCGGACACCGCUAUCUCUCAAGAGUUACACUGCCAAGAUUCUUCCCGGGGUGGAUCUGAUCGUCAUUGAGCUUCGGAGGGGGACCCCGACCAACGACUUGUGACCCUUAACGGGAAAGCCAGCAGAAUGUCGUCCAGGAUCUUCCAAGGACUCGCUCCCAGCCUCCUCCGAGGAGCAACUCGGGGCAUGCGGAAGAAGAAUCCAGAAAAACGCACGACUUCCCAAGCCGUCUCAUCUCUAUUCAUGCCGGCACCUCUGAAGCCCGGCUCGAAUUCAGACGACAUAAACGUUGGAGCGGAACUCGGUGCUGAAAUCGACAAGAACGGCCUUCGGAAGGCGUUGAAUGAGUUCCACAAACGUCCUGAGGUCAUAGAGCUGGCCGCUGAGAAUGGUCUCGACAGUUCCUUGUUCCAGAGAGCCUUCCAAUCGUUUCGACAGUUCUGCGAAACCUCCGAGAAACUGGACGCCGAAUUUCACAUAGUGUGCAGCGAUCUUCUCCGAGGCUCCGGCCAUGUCACGGACAUUUUCCCGUACUUCUUGCGGCACGCGAAGCAAGUGUUCCCGCAUGUCGAGUGCAUGGACGAGCUAAAGAAAAUCUCGGAUUUGCGUCUACCAGCGAAUUGGUAUCCCGAAGCGAGAUCCGUGGAGAGAAAAUUCAUUUUCCACGCCGGACCGACGAAUAGCGGAAAAACGUACCACGCAAUGGAGGCGUUCAUCAGUGCGAGUAACGGUGUAUAUUGUGGUCCUCUGAAAAUGCUCGCUGUCGAAGUCUAUCAGAAAACGAACGCCCGGGGUACGUCGUGUGAUCUUGUCACCGGUGAAGAGCGUCGGCGUCCGAACGGCGAUAUGCCGUCGAGUCACGUUGCCUGUACCGUGGAGAUGACUUCCACCAAAGAAUUUGUUGACGUAGCGAUAAUAGACGAGAUCCAAAUGGUGAAGGAUCCUCAACGAGGUUGGGCAUGGACGCGUGCGCUCCUCGGAAUCCCAGCCAAAGAAGUUCAUCUAUGCGGUGAGGAAGCCGCGAUUCCCCUCAUCCGAGAGAUCUUAGCCCCGCUCGGUGAGCAGAUCGAAGUCAGGAACUACGAGAGACUCACGCCACUCGUCGUCGAGAAGGAGGCUCUGAGGUCGCUGUCCAAUCUGCAGCCGGGCGACUGCGUUGUGUGUUUCAACAAAAACGACAUCUACACUGUCUCGUUAGAGAUCGAACGAAUGGACAAGCAGUGUGCCAUCAUAUACGGUUCCUUAUCGCCAGGUACAAAAUCAGCACAAUCGGAGAAAUUCAACGAUCCCGAUCACCCCUGCAAAAUCCUCGUCGCGACCGACGCCAUCGGUAUGGGACUGAAUCUCAGCAUCAGGAGGAUAAUUUUCUACAACGUGACCAAGCCGAACACCAACGAGAAAGGCGUGUGCGAGAGGGAAGUCCUCUCGGUCUCCCAGGCUCUCCAGAUCGCCGGCCGAGCCGGAAGAUUCGGCACGGCCUGGUCAGAAGGUCGCGUCACGACAAUGAAGCCGCAGGACCUGCCGAUUCUGACCCAUCUCCUCAAUUCGAAACCGGAAACGAUAGCCGCAGCUGGUUUGCAUCCGACAGCCGACCAGAUCGAACUGUUCGCAUAUCACCUGCCCCACGCGAACUUAUCGAACCUCAUCGACAUCUUCUGUUCCCUAUCCCGCAUGAACAACGCACAGUAUUUCAUGUGCAAUGUCGAAUCGUUGAAGUACCUGGCCGACCUCAUCCAACACGUGAAUCUGCCUCUGCGAGCGCGAUAUGUGUUCUGUUGCGCGCCGAUCAAUCCGAAAAUGCCGUUCGUCACCACCGUGUUCCUCAAGUACGCCAGGCAGUACUCCCGAAACGAACCGGUCACUUGUCAGAGAGUUCACGAAAUCAUCGGCUGGCCGCUGAAAUCGCCGGAAAACAUCGUGGAGCUCGUGCAUCUCGAAGCCGUAUUCGACGUCGUCGACCUGUACCUCUGGCUCAGCUAUCGCUUCCAGGACCUGUUCCCCGAACAGGAACGAGUGCGCGAACUGCAGAUAGAACUGGAUGAAAUGAUCCAGGGCGGGGUGGUUUCGUUCACGCGGCUGCUGAGGGCCGUCACUUCUGCCGAUGGAGAGAAAGCAGUAAGGCGGAGACCCCGUCGCGAAACGAAAAAGGUAGUCCCCGAGAACGCAUCCGCAACGAAAUUGACAGAUUCUCUCAUCUCAAGGGGACUCAUCACCGAGGACGAAUUAAAAAUGCUACAAGAGGAAUGGCUGAAUUCAUCGAAACCCAGCUAGGUGUCCGAUAAUAAAAAAAUGGGUGGUGCGGCUCAGCGUAGGAUUAGACGAAUACACACAUACAAUAUUGUUUUCCGAGGAACGGAAGCGCUCGCGAUAGUCGUCAUCUGUCAUCAGCCCGAUUCUAAUUCUGGAGUUCCGGUGACCGUUCCGGAGACUCAGAAAGUCCGUAGCAUAUGACUUGACGUCGUGAUCGGUUCAUCACGGGAAACGAGUAGACGAAGGUCGGACG